Messenger RNA from Eriocheir sinensis (Chinese mitten crab), 2430 nucleotides. Its product is annotated as ATP-binding cassette sub-family F member 3-like. Bases 84 to 2198 code for a protein of 704 amino acids. NCBI's taxonomy places the organism in Eukaryota, Metazoa, Arthropoda, Malacostraca, Decapoda, Varunidae. Gene Ontology annotation, molecular function: ATP hydrolysis activity; ATP binding. The record is from RefSeq and is a predicted model, not a curated record. The transcript has 15 exons.
AAAAGAAGGUGAAGAAGAAGAAGAAUAAGGGUGUGCAAUGAACCCUCCCCACUCCAAGACGGUCCAAGGGAGGGGGGACAAAGAUGGCCGCCCCGAGUCAGCUGGUGAGGGACAGCUUCCCCGACAUAGACGAGGAGAUCUUCCAAUACGUUGAAGGUGUAUUAGCCAGCACUGAAGACUUUGAGACCAGCGAUGACGUGUACGAGGCCAUUGGAGGACUGUUGGUGGACGCCGUGGGUCUUGAGAAGGAUGGAGAGAUUAGGAGACUAUGUGGGGAGGUGAUGGAGCUGCUGAGCACGCCUAAUGGAGCCCUGGAGCACAAGACCCUGGAGGCGCCGGUGCAGCUAGCGCAGAUGGCAGCAAACAUGGAACUGGAGGAGCACGAGAUCAAGUCCGUCUGGUCCCGGGAAAGGGAUGAUGCACUGAAAGUUGACCAGAGAAAAUUGGACAAGGCCGAGGCAAAGCUCAAAGAGAAGAAGGAAAAGCGCAUCAACACUGACAAGAAAGACGUACCUGCGCCGAUCAUCCUGGAAAUGGCCACGGCCUCCCAGAUUGUCAGCAAGAAGGACCGAGCCUUGGAUGCCAAAGGGAUCUGCAACACCAAGGACAUCAGAAUAGAAAGCUUUGAUGUGGCUUAUGGGGACAGGGUUCUUAUUCAAAAUGCAACCAUAUCUCUGGCCUUUGGAAGAAGGUAUGCCUUAGUUGGAAGAAAUGGCCUUGGUAAAACUACGUUGUUGAGAAUGAUGGCAAGUCGGAGUCUUCGGAUCCCAAGCCACAUCUCUAUCCUCUACGUGGAGCAAGAGGUGACGGGAGACGACACCACGGCCCUGGAGAGUGUGUUGGAGUGCGACAUUCAGCGGAAAACCCUCCUUGACCGAGAGAAGGAGAUUCAGAGCAGAAUAGCACAAGGGGAGCAAGAUGACAGUCUAGCCACACAGUUGUCUGAGGUGUAUGCAGAACUGCAGGCCAUUGAGGCAGACAAGGCUCCUGCCAAGGCCAGCGUCAUCCUCAACGGUCUUGGCUUCAACCCCGAGAUGCAGACAAGGCGGACCAAAGAGUUCUCUGGAGGCUGGAGAAUGAGGAUAGCAUUGGCGAGAGCACUCUUUUCACAACCUGACCUCCUCCUGCUGGAUGAGCCGACGAACAUGUUGGACAUGAAGGCCAUCAUCUGGCUUGAAAACUACCUGAUGGGGUGGUCCAGCACUUUAUUGGUGGUGUCCCACGACCGGCAUUUCUUGGACAUUGUGCCCACUGAUGUUCUUCACCUCCACUCCCAGGACAUCGACAUGUACCGAGGGAAUUACGAAAACUUCAUUCAGACCAAGAGUGAGCGACAGAAGAACCAACAGAGGGAGUACGAUGCCCAGAUGCAGUUCCGUGCCCACGUCCAGGAGUUCAUUGACAAGUUCCGCUACAAUGCCAAGCGUGCAUCCCUCGUCCAGUCUAAGAUUAAGAUGCUUGAGAAACUCCCAGAACUAAAGCCCAUCGAGAAGGAGGUCGGCGUGGUGCUGAGGUUCCCAGAGGUGGAGAAGCUCAAUAACCCUAUCCUGCAGCUGGAUGAGGUGCAGUUUGAAUACACGGCCGGGAACACAAUCUUUACUGCUGUUAACCUGUCAGCUGCCAUGGACUCCCGGAUAUGUAUUGUUGGAGAGAAUGGUACAGGCAAGACCACGCUGCUGAAGAUCCUGCUGGGGGAGCUGGAGCCGACCAAAGGACACCGGCUGGCCAACAGGUCGUUGAGAAUAGGCUACUUCACCCAGCACCACGUGGACCAGCUGGACAUGAGGGUGUGUCCGGUGGAGCUGCUGCAAAGCAAAUACUCAGGGCGACCGAUUGAAGAAUACCGUCGCCAGCUGGGUUCCUUUGGGGUGAGUGGUGACCUGGCUUUGCAGCAGCUGGCCAGCCUCUCUGGUGGACAAAAGUCUCGUGUGGCCUUUUCACUCAUGUGUAUGGGCAACCCCAACUUCUUCAUCCUUGAUGAGCCUACCAACCACUUGGACAUUGAGACAAUUGAGUCACUUGGGGAGGCAAUCAGCAGGUUUAAGGGUGGAGUGGUGCUUGUGUCCCACGACGAGCGGCUCAUCCGCAUGGUGUGCACGGAGCUGUGGGUGUGUGGUGAGAAGAAGGUGCGCUGCGUGGAGGGUGGCUUUGAUGAGUACCGGGCGCUUGUUGAAAAGGAGAUUCAGGCCACCUUAUAAGGUCUGUUCUCUAGUAAGCUAUUUCAAUAUCCUAGCAACAAGAUUUUUAUUAUGUUAUGAGUGUCACACUAAAUAAGAUCUUUUGUAGCAAUUGUGACAGAUUAUUAAAUAUUUAUUUAUUUAUUUUUAAAGAAAACUCUGCCUAAAAAUGCACUUUUAUACAGAAGUGUUCAAGUAUGCAACAUGUCUUAUUUGCUAAAUCAGUUAUGAGAAUACAAGCGGUAUUUAUCUA